UAGAAAUGUCGUCCAAGGUCCUUGCCCCCGAGACUCUCCUCAAGCAGCGUAAGAACGCCGAGAAGACCGCCGCCGAGAAGGCUGCCGCCGCCGCCGCCUCCAAGAAGGAGCGCCGCCAGAAGCGCCAGGUCGUCUUCAAGCGUGCUGAGCAGUACGUCAAGGAGUACCAGCAGCGUGAGCGCGCCGAGAUCCGUCUCCGCCGCCAGGCCAAGCAGAACGGUAACUUCUACGUUCCCGCCCAGGCCAAGCUUGCCUUCGUUGUGCGUACCAAGGGUAUCAACAAGAUCCCGCCCAAGGCCCGCAAGAUCCUGCAGCUCCUCCGUCUGCUCCAGAUCAACAACGGUGUCUUCGUCCGCCUGACCUUCGCCACCACCCAGAUGCUGCAGGUCAUCACCCCCUACGCCGCCUGGGGUACCCCCAACCUCAAGUCGGUCAAGGAGCUGAUCUACAAGCGCGGUUACGCCAAGGUCAACAAGCAGCGCGUGCCCAUCACCGACAACUCUGUCAUCGAGCAGAACCUCGGCAAGUACGGCAUCAUCUGCGUUGAGGACCUCGUCCACGAGAUCUUCACCGUCGGCCCCAACUUCAAGGUCGCCAACAACUUCCUGUGGCCGUUCAAGCUGUCCAACCCCACUGGUGGCUGGUCUGGCCGUAAGGUCCGCCACUUCAUCGAGGGUGGUGACGCCGGUAACCGCGAGGAUGCCAUCAACGCGCUCAUCCGCCGCAUGAACUAA
Molecule: messenger RNA, 734 nt
Organism: Linderina pennispora
Lineage: Eukaryota; Fungi; Kickxellomycota; Kickxellomycetes; Kickxellales; Kickxellaceae
Product: putative 60s ribosomal protein l7
Exons: 3
Coding region: 6-734 (242 amino acids)
Biological process (GO): maturation of LSU-rRNA from tricistronic rRNA transcript (SSU-rRNA, 5.8S rRNA, LSU-rRNA); DNA-templated transcription
Cellular component (GO): cytosolic large ribosomal subunit
Molecular function (GO): RNA binding; structural constituent of ribosome
Source: RefSeq, a predicted model, not a curated record